Lemur catta (Ring-tailed lemur) is the source of this 2295-nucleotide messenger RNA. RefSeq names its product protein phosphatase, Mg2+/Mn2+ dependent 1M (gene PPM1M). The coding region runs from base 74 to 1567 and encodes 497 amino acids. The record is from RefSeq and is a predicted model, not a curated record. Lineage: Eukaryota; Metazoa; Chordata; Mammalia; Primates; Lemuridae. Gene Ontology annotation, cellular component: cytosol; nucleus. The transcript is spliced from 9 exons. Gene Ontology annotation, molecular function: protein serine/threonine phosphatase activity. Gene Ontology annotation, biological process: positive regulation of canonical Wnt signaling pathway; protein dephosphorylation; negative regulation of canonical NF-kappaB signal transduction.
CCUAGGGCGGGGCGGCCGGGGUCCGCUCGGCGCUCGGCCCGGCUCCCGGGCAGCCCCCUGCCUCCGCCGCGCCAUGUCCGCCGGCUGGUUCCGGCGCCGCUUCCUGCCCGGGGACCCGCUCCCCGCGCCGCGGCCGCCCGGGCCGCGCGCCAGCCCCGUGCCCUACCGGCGGCCCCGCUUCCUGCGCGGCUCGGGCUCCAGCCCCGGCCCCGCCGACGCCUCGCGACGCCCGGAUGCCCGGCCCGUGCGCAGCCCCGCGCGGGGCCGCUCGCUGCCCUGGAACGCAGGCUACGCCGAGAUCAUCAAUGCAGAGAAAUCUGAGUUCAAUGAGGAUCAAGCUGCCUGUGGGAAGCUGUGCAUCCGGCACAGUGAGUUUGGGGCUGAAGAUGAUCAAGAGUGGCUGACCUUGUGCCCCCAGGAGUUCCUGACGGGCCAUUACUGGGCACUCUUCGAUGGGCACGGCGGUCCUGCAGCAGCCAUCCUGGCUGCCAACACCCUGCAUUCCUGCCUGCGCCGGCAGCUGGAAGCUGUGGUAGAGGGCCUGGUGGCCACUCAGCCCCCCAUGCACCUCAGUGGCCGCUGCGUCUGCCCCAGUGACCCUCAGUUUGUGGAGGAAAAGGGCAUCAGGACAGAAGACUUGGUGAUCGGGGCUCUGGAGAGUGCCUUCCAGGAAUGUGAUGAGGUGAUCGGGCGGGAGCUGGAGGCAUCAGGCCAGGUGGGCGGCUGCACAGCCCUGGUGGCUGUGUCCCUGCAGGGAAAGCUGUAUGUGGCCAAUGCUGGGGAUAGCAGGGCCAUCCUCGUGCGGAGAGAUGAGGUACGGGUGCUGAGCUCUGAGUUCACCCCAGAGACUGAGCGGCAGCGAAUCCAGCAGCUGGUAGGUGUCUUUGGCAGGGGGAGACUGUGGAACCCUGCCCCAAUUCCUGUGUCCAGGGCCGCAAGAGGCCAUAGGAGGGAGCCUGGCCUCAGCACAGCCUCCCCACCCCAGGCCUUUGUCUACCCUGAGCUUCUGGCUGGUGAGUUUACCCGACUGGAGUUUCCUCGGCGGCUGAAAGGGGAUGACUUGGGGCAGAAGGUUUUGUUCAGGGAUCACCACAUGAGCGGCUGGAGCUACAAGCGUGUGGAGAAAGCAGAUCUCAAGUACCCACUGAUCCAUGGACAGGGUAGGCAGGCGCGGUUACUGGGAACACUGGCUGUCUCUCGGGGCCUGGGAGACCAUCAGCUCAGAGUCCUGGACACAAACAUCCAGCUCAAGCCCUUCUUGCUUUCUGUCCCACAGGUAACAGUGCUGGAUGUGGGCCAGCUGGAGCUGCAGGAGGAGGAUGUGGUUGUCAUGGCAACUGAUGGACUCUGGGAUGUCCUGUCCAAUGAGCAGGUGGCAUGGCUGGUACGGAGUUUCCUCCCUGGGAACCGAGAGGACCCACACAGGUUCUCGGAGCUGGCCAAAAUGCUGAUACACAGCACACAGAGGAAGGAUGGUCCCACGGGGGAAGGACAGGUGUCCUACGAUGACAUCUCUGUGUUCGUGAUUCCCUUGCACGGCCAGGGCCGAGGGAGCAGUGGCCACUAAGGAUUCAGACACUUUAUCCCAGAAACACUCCAGUGCCAGGUGCAGUCUGGGCACCCCUCCACUGUGGCCAAGAGCAGGUCUUGCCUGCCCUGUCCCCAGCCACAGCCCAGUGCUGUUGCCAUCCACUCAUUUCAAGGGGAACACAUACCAGGCAGUCAGAGCUGGAAGUGUGUGGACUGCCCAGCCCACCAAAUCCUGUUUGCAGUGAUAACAUCUCUGGCAGAGGCACUUUACAACUUAUGAAAACCAAGUGAGGCUCCUCAAACAAGAUCCUCAACAGCCCCAAGUAUUAUUCUCAGAUAGGGACGCCUGGGCUAAGGGUAUUAGCCAGAGAUGCCAGCAGGGGCAGCUAGCUGGGUUUGGAUCCAGGUCUCCAAUCCAUGGAUAUCAGGGCAUCCAUUCAGCAACCCCCAGCAUGGUGCCUUGUAGAAAGCUUUGGCCAACCUCACAUCGGCUGGAACAGCCAUCUUGAGCACAGCCCCUGAGAAGAGACCAGCUCAGGUCCUGCCCUGGUCUCCUCUUCCAUUGGAGGUGAGACACAGGGCCUGGGGCUAAAGUUGUGGGAGAUCAAAUGGGGCAAGAGAGGCUCCCGAAUUGGUUGGGUGAGUGCUCUCCAGUUGCUUGCUACCUGUAGCUUGGCCCUCACCCUGCCUUAGUCUGAUACCUCAGUGAUGCCUUUGCUUUGUUUCCCAUCACCUCCCUGUUAUUAAAUGUUUGUGUGCAGAAGA